This is a messenger RNA of Xyrauchen texanus (razorback sucker), 5655 nucleotides long. Its product is annotated as leucine-rich repeat and immunoglobulin-like domain-containing nogo receptor-interacting protein 1. NCBI's taxonomy places the organism in Eukaryota, Metazoa, Chordata, Actinopteri, Cypriniformes, Catostomidae. Gene Ontology annotation, cellular component: plasma membrane. The transcript is spliced from 2 exons. Gene Ontology annotation, molecular function: protein binding. Bases 416 to 2263 code for a protein of 615 amino acids. The record is from RefSeq and is a predicted model, not a curated record.
CUGGAUACCUGGACGAACGCGAACGGAGACGCGCGCGCUCACGUGUGCGUGUUUGCGCGUGCAGAGCGUCUAUGUGUGUGCUCGAGCUGGGUGAGUCCAGACUGCAGACGGCAGAGAAAUCGACUCACUGCUGUGAUUUUAAAGGACAGACGGAGAAUCUCAGAAUUUUUUUUACUCUUUCAGCUCAUCGAUCAGCCGAUAGAUGAAGAAUAUGGUGAUGUCUGUGAUCAUAUGAAGAGUUUAUAGGUGCAAAUGUGUGCUGGUCGUCUGUGGUUCUAUUAAGAUUUCAUUACACGGAUACUUCGCUCGAUAUGAAACAAUCCGAGGCGUUUCUGGACGGAUCGUUGCGUUUUAUGAGAUGUAAAUACCAGUGUUUGUGUUACUGCAGGUACAGAACAAUGCUGUAACCGGUAGGAUGGUAGCAGGGGAAGUGAGUGGGCACAGCUUCCUGGUGGCAUGCUGGCAGCCCAUUCUGAUAUUAAUGCUGGGCACAGUGCUGUCUGGCUCUACCACAGGCUGCCCAUCACGCUGCGAGUGUAACCCACAAGAGCGCUCAGUCAUGUGCCACCGCAAGAAACUAAUGUCCGUUCCAGAGGGAAUCCCGUCAGAAACACAACUUUUGGACCUCAGCAAGAAUCGAAUCAAAACCAUCAACCCUGAUGAGUUCUCUACCUUCCCAAACCUGAAAGAACUGGAGCUCAGUGAAAACACAAUCUCCGCCAUUGAGCCUGGAGCAUUUAACAAUCUCUACAGCCUGCGGACUCUGGGACUUCGCAGCAACAAGUUGAAGCUCAUCCAGUUGGGUGUGUUCACAGGCCUCAGUAACCUAACAAAUCUGGACAUCAGUGAAAAUAAGAUUGUUAUUCUGUUGGACUACAUGUUCCAGGACCUCUAUAACCUGCGCUCGCUGGAGGUGGGUGAUAACGACCUUGUCUUUAUAUCCCACCGGGCAUUUCAUGGCCUCAGCAGCUUGGAGCAGCUCACGCUAGAAAAGUGCAACCUGACCUCUGUCCCGACAGAGGCCUUCACACACUUGCACAGCUUGGUUAUGCUGCGUUUACGAAACCUCAACAUCAACAGCAUCAAAGACUACAGCUUCAAGCGACUAUACCGUCUCAAAGUGCUAGAGAUCGCCAACUGGCCCUACCUGGAUACAAUGACCACCAACUGCUUGUACGGAUUGAACCUCACAUCUCUAACGAUCACCAAUGCAAACCUGACGUCAAUUCCGUAUUUGGCUUUGCGACACCUAGUUUAUCUUCGGUUCCUCAACAUGUCCUACAACCCCAUCCAGAUGAUUGAAGGCAACCGGCUUCAUGACCUGCUCAGGUUGCAGGAGUUGUACCUGGUGGGCGGACGACUGACAAUGAUCGAACCGUAUUCUUUCAGAGGACUCAACUACCUGAAAAUCCUUAAUGUGUCCAGCAAUGCCCUGACCACCCUGGAAGAGUCUGUAUUUCAUUCGGUGGGAAACCUGGAGACACUUGCAUUGUACGAUAACCCACUGGCGUGCGAUUGCCGGCUACUUUGGGUCUUCCGACGUCGUUGGCGACUCAACUUCAACCGCCAGCAGCCCACAUGCUCCUCACCCGAGUUCGUUCAGGGUAAAGAGUUUAAAGAUUUCCCUGAUGUCCUUCAACCCAAUUACUUCACGUGUCGCAAGUCAAGGAUUCGAGAACGGAAGCCGCAGCAGAAGUUCGUUGACGAAGGUACAACUCUACACUUUGUGUGCCAAGCAGAUGGAGACCCAACACCCAUUAUCUUGUGGCUAUCCCCGCAUAAACAGUUUAUCACCACCAAAACAAUAGGUCGGCUUACCGUUUUCCCUGACGGAACUCUGGAGGUGCGCUACGCUCAGAUUCAGGACAACGGAACGUACGUGUGCAUUGCUAGUAAUGCUGGUGGAAAUGAUACCGCUUUGGCCCACCUUCACGUCCACAGCUACUCCCCAGAUUGGCCCAAUCAACCCAACAAAACCUUGGCCUUCAUCUCCAAUCAACCGAAUGAUAAUGGAACCAAUGGAACGAGAGGCACAGUCCCAUUUCCAUUUGAUAUAAAGACGCUAAUUAUCGCCACCACCAUGGGAUUCAUUUCCUUUUUGGGUGUCGUUCUGUUCUGCUUGGUUCUCCUCUUCCUCUGGAGUAGAGGCAAAGGCAACAGCAAACACAACAUUGAAAUAGAGUAUGUCCCACGUAAAUCGGAUGCUGGGAUGAGCAGCAGUGGUGCUGAUGCCCCUCGUAAAUUUAACAUGAAAAUGAUAUAAUCCAGCCCGGGUGCUCAAAGGACCCUUUCAAAAACAGACUUAUAAAGACAGAAACAAAAGAAUCCCUGCCUGAAGAACCUCUGACUCUGGAGAGAGCUCCCCAUAGAGGAAGCGUGUUUUCCCUCUCUCGAAUCAAAAGACGGAUGUGUGGCAGAGGGGCCCGUGCUGUUGUUCAGUAUUGAACAUAAGAGAGGGAAAAAUUUUCCCUCAUGCACACUCCACUUAAACUCCGCCUACGGGGACCAAUAUCUUGAAAUGAUUUUGUUUGAGAGCACUUAAUUUCCUGUGGAUUUUUAUGGGCAAAAAUAUGAAAAACAAAUGGAACCUCCCAAAAUGUUCUGUGUCGACCUUCAGAAUGCAAAAGCAGAGCGUUCUUAUCCCUGCUGCCUGCAUCCUCUUUGUUUGUUUGUUUGUUUAUUCGUUUAACCCAUUUGUUUGUUUUUUACUAAAGCAAAUAGUUUUAUGACAGAAAAACUGUAGAUAUUUCAGGGGUGAAAGCACAGUAACAAAACUAACAGCUGAAUUUGCCCAACAUCUUCUAGAUUAUGUCAAACCGCACAAUGUGGAAUAUAAUAGAUUCUGUUGGAUACAAGUCCUGCCAUAUAGUUCCAGAAAUGUUUAUAGCAAAACUUUCAUGGAACAUUUCUUUCUUUGUACCUGUACUCUGCUGUUUCUUUUUACUUUGUAUUGGAUUUCUGUUUUAGAUGUAUUUGUUGAGUAAGUUGAGGAGAUUUAAUUAAAGGAACAUCAAAGCAUUGUAGUAACACCUGGAUAACCACAUUUAUUGGUUAGAAGAUUGGCAAGGUAAAACAGUUGCAAUUAUGUGAUGUUUUUAUUUUCAUUUUUUAACCAAUUUUUUAUUUGAUUUCAUGUAGCCUGCAGUGAGCAUUUCUGUUGUGCCAGGUCAUAUUUUAACCCAUUUACAACAACGCAUGUUCGCAUUCUUAUGUAACAUGCCAAUUCCUCUGUUAAAGCUUUGGAUCAACAAGUUUUAUUCCCCCAAAAGCAACACUGAGACAGUUUUUGAGAGGAUGUGUCAUUUCAUAAAAAGGUGUCAAUGUGUUCGACAGCCCAAAAUCACACUCACUUGCUACCACUGCUGGGUCUCACACCAUGAGAACAUUUUCCACCAUCGGGCCGAACGGUUCUCGCAGUUGGCGCGGUUCUGGUUUCACUGUGCUUCAAUGUACAUAACAGAUACUGCACUUCAGUUGACGACGGCGUCAGAGGUCAACAUUUGAGCGAGUGUGCUAUAGAAGAUGAUUGCAUAUUCCAGUUUUUAGGACUGCUGUUUCCCCUGGUUUGUACUCUGUUAAAGCAAAGGAAAGACACGUCCCGUUUCGAAAAAUGUCAAGCCAAGAGAAAAAGGCGAGAGGUUUAACAUUAUUUGCUGAGGGGCGGUGCAUGCAACCUGACAUGAACAUACAUAGAGGUAAAAGUUCCCAGACUAGCUUAAAAAGACAUUUAGGGUGUGUUCACACUUGUUGUUCGGUUCCCUUGGUCUGGGCCAAAAAUGAAAAUGAUACAUUUAGUCGUGGUUUGUUUAGCGUUCACACUGGCAUUUUUAACACUGAACCUAACAAUACAAAACCAAAGGCAUCAGGGAAAAGUCACGACCUGAUUGGACAGAAUUUAUGACGUAUAUUUUUUGACGGAACUUUGGCGAUAUUUUGAUAUUUUGGCGAAAUGCGCUCGUUGGAUGUAUAUAUGUAUAUAUGGUGGUAUUCUUACCAGCUGAGAACAAACGAAGAGUUAAUAAAAUGUGUAAAGGAGUCAAAACAGUGCCAGGGAUUCCUCCGUUGUACACACAAAGGAAGAUAUGCUGCAAGGACAGCUGACGGGGGGUUCUGACGCCAGUAUGGAACCGUAAUGGGAAACAUAGCUCCUAUGAUAAGAAGAACCAGGUAUGCUUGAGGUCAGUAUUAGGCAAAUUACUUCCUGGUUUUGGUCCGUUUAGACGUCUUUGGUCCAUGUUGGAUUCAUAUAUCAACCGAACCGUACCAGAGUUUGUUUGGAAGCGGACCGAGACCCACUUUUCAGACGGUCUCUGUUCGCUUGUUUAGUGCGCACCAAGGUUCGGGUGACAGCGUUCACACUUGUUCAAAUGAACCGCACUAACAGAGCAAUCGCACCAGAGUUCGUUUUAAUCGUACCAAACCUACCAAGUGUGAACACACCUUUAUUGUCAAAAUAUUACCGCAUAUUCUACCUCCCUGAUGAAAAAGGCGUGUAGAAAAUAUAUACUGUACUAGUUAAACCAUUAUCCAAAAAAUCAGGAAGGAAGAUACAUAAAACACACCAUUUUUUUUAUUAAAUGUUAUUAACCUCACCAUAGCCAAACAAAUUAGUUGCUUUGGCAUUGGCAAAUUGACAAUCGUGAGUCACCACGUACUAAAGCUAUUCCACCAGCAUGAUUAUGCACGUGCUGAGAACGGUUUAAAAUCGUGCCGUGCCGAACCGUGCUCAGAACCAUUUGGCCUGAUGGUGGAAAAGAAGCUGUGGUCUCAGAUCUGUCUUCUGGAUCUUACACCUGUCUUAUGGUCUCAGAUCUCUUUUUCUUUAUUUCAUGUAAAGUGUUGGUGCCCAAAGAAACUGUCUCAGACGUUAUCACGUCAGUUCAAAGUUAUCCAUCACAUCUAAGGAGGCAAACGGUGCUGAUUUGGUUUCUUGGUAAUAGCACAAUGUUGAUAGUGUCAGGCAAAUAUUGCAAAGUUGUUAAUAAGGCGCAUGAAUCUAUAAUGAGCCUAAUUUGCAUUGAAAUGAGGUGUGUUUGUGCUGAAAGAAAUGUAACUGGAUUGCGAGUGGUUAGUGAAUAAGACCUGAAAAUACUGCACACAAAAAUGGAGCAACGGUUCACUGAAGUCCAGCUGUGUGUUUAGUGUGUGGUUAAUCUUAUAGUGAUUUCUGUAGAGCUGUUUUAGUGGACUGGAUUUUGCACUAGUGUGGAUGGGUUUCACCUUGCUAAGAGAUUUGUACUGCUGACUGAAGCCACAGAUGGAAGAAUUGCACAGAUGGUUUAACCCUUACUGAUCCACUUUAGUUAAUCUGUGACACACACACGCGCACACACACUCCUGAAUCUCUCUAAUCCUCUGCCUCUGUGCUCUACCUGCUGUUUCCAUCGCAUUAUGUCUAAUAAAUCUUUAUCUGACCGCUGCCCUCUCUGACAUUCAGCCCAGGACGAUAAUGUGCAUUAAUGUGGUCCAUAAUAUUCUUUUAUACUGAUGAAAAAACACUGAUCAAAGAUCUAAGGUGAAAAAUCUAGUAUGAAAAAUGUUUAAAUUGUUCUGUGCAAUAAAAGUAUUAUGCAUUUUCUUUUCGUUUUUUAUUUUGAAUUAACACAAUUUUAUUGAUGUUGAAUUGUUAAAAAAUAUGGUAUGUUGUAUUAAACA